Messenger RNA from Ruditapes philippinarum (Manila clam), 1266 nucleotides. RefSeq names its product E3 ubiquitin-protein ligase DZIP3-like. The transcript is spliced from 6 exons. The record is from RefSeq and is a predicted model, not a curated record. Bases 1 to 1266 code for a protein of 421 amino acids. NCBI's taxonomy places the organism in Eukaryota, Metazoa, Mollusca, Bivalvia, Venerida, Veneridae.
AUGAUGGAUUUAGUUGUAAUGAUGAUGAUUGUAGUUAUGAUGCAGGUGGCGCAGACGAUAUUAGUUACUGAAGAUGAAGAUAUGUAUUUUGAUUUUGCGGUUGGUUAUGAUCGUGACUGUGGUGAUGAUGGUGAUUAUAGUGGUGGUGAUGGUUGUGGUUGCCAGAGUAAACUUACCGAUGUUUUGUUAUCAAGCGGGUGUGGAUAUAACACAGAUGUAACACAUCAAGAAGUAAACGAAAUGGCAACCGGAGGUCAACCUCAGACGCCAGACAACCGUAUAUUUUUGUUUCGGUUACAAAUACUCGUCAUUGAUGGUGGCCUCCUGAUAUUGAGAAAUAUACUAGACCAGUCCCUGACAUCUCAAUGCAUAACGUUCAGUGCGUGCUUGAAUCAAGAAAAGUCAACAAUAACACGUUUGAAAAGCCGCGGCGUUAUAACCCAGGUCCAAUAUGACAUGUUGUUUCCAGCAGGUGGUAAAGUACAAACUUCGUCAGAUUUGGACAUCACGCUUAUCAUUUGUCUUCUUAGAAACUUGAAAUGUUUCGGAUUAAAUAGAAAAUUUGACUGGAAUGCAACACCAGCACCAACCGAUGUAACAAUGGAGGCAGACAUAUGUCGCUUAAAGGAUUUCCGAAAUAAAAUAAGUCAUAUAUCAACAACGACUGCAAUACAACAAAAUGAUUUUACAGCUUGGUGGACUGAUAUUGAACAGAUACUUGUUCGUCAAAGUUCUCCGGCUGUGAAUAUUCAGCAAACAAUUGCCGAAUUCAAAACUAUCCCUCUUGAUCUGAAAGAAGAAAGAAGGAUACAGGAAGAAAUAAAAAAGUGGAAGGACUAUGAAGCCGAUGUUGACCGACUGAAACAGGAAAUGACAGACGUGAAAGAAAAUGUAACUGAUGUGAAGAAAGACCUUGAAGACGUAAAGGAAAAUGUAACUUAUGUACAGAAAGACCUGGAAGACAAGGACCUUAAAGACGUAAAAGAAAAUGAUACUGCAGUGAAGAGAGACCUUGAAGACAUAAAGGAAAGUGUAACUGAAGUGAAGAAAGACCUUGAAGACGUAAAAGAAAAUGAUACUGCAGUGAAGAGAGACCUUGAAGACAUAAAGGAAAGUGUAACUGAAGUGAAGAAAGACCUUGAAGACGUAAAAGAAAAUGAUACUGUCGUGAAGAGAGACCUUGAAGACAUAAAGGAAAAUGUAACUGAAGUGAAGAAAGACCUUGAUGAGAUAAAAACACGGAAAUGGGCAGGUUAUAUUUGUUGA